Molecule: messenger RNA, 4435 nt
Organism: Phyllopteryx taeniolatus (common seadragon)
Lineage: Eukaryota; Metazoa; Chordata; Actinopteri; Syngnathiformes; Syngnathidae
Product: cadherin-related family member 1
Exons: 17
Coding region: 230-2473 (747 amino acids)
Biological process (GO): homophilic cell-cell adhesion
Cellular component (GO): catenin complex; plasma membrane
Molecular function (GO): calcium ion binding; cadherin binding
Source: RefSeq, a predicted model, not a curated record
CGCCAACGCUCUUCCAGGAGGAAUCCGUGGCACGGCGGCAGCGUAGUCGGAAGAUGUCUGCGGAGGGAAGGGAUGCGUCACUGGAUUAGCGCCUUGUGAGUCCCAGCCUCUUCUUCCCUCCCUGCGCUGCCAGGAGAAGGUCACACAGCUCGCCGCCUGACCGUCCGCCGCACCUCCAAACCCGGGAAAGCUUCCACAUGAGCCAGCCGGGCCUCGCUGCCCCGCCAGGAUGAAGAUAGAGAAGAAAACGUCGGUUUUCACGUUUGUCCUCCUUCUGCACUUCAGCUCGGGACAAUCCGACUAUGCUCCAUAUUUCUACGACAAUGGACCCAGCAGCACAAAUGGGAAUAUGGCUUUGUUCAGCAUCUCUGAGGACACACCAGUCGGAACGCAGAUAUACAUCCUCAACGGUACCGAUCCCGAGGGAGAUCCCAUUCGAUACGGUCUGACAUUCCAAAUGGGCUCCAAAGAGUAUUUUAGAGUUGAUCCCAAGUCGGGAAAUGUGACCCUCGUUCUGGAGCUGGACCGAGAGAAACAAGAUGAGAUUUCUGCACUUGUUAGCAUUACAGACGGACGUAAUAAAGUGGAUGAAAAUGUAAGAGUGUUUGUCACUGACGCCAACGACGAACCUCCUGAAUUUCAAAACCUGCCUUUUAUCGUCAAUAUCCCUGAGGAUGCCGUGGCGGGGAGCAGCAUAUACCGAGUCCAGGCGUGGGAUAAAGAUAUGGGCUCAGGAGGCAGCGUCUCCUAUUCCCUGCAGCCGAUGCCGUUCGCCAAGUUCACCAUCGACGCCCACAGCGGGAUCCUGAGAGUGAAACCGGGCGAGAGGCUGGACUACGAGACCACGCCCACGCACUUUGUGACAGUGGUCGCCAAGGACGGCGGAGGGAAAUACAAGGGCAAACACCAGGUUUUGAACUCCACAGCCCCCAUCACAGUCAAUGUCCUUGAUGCCCAAGACAUGCCUCCAUCUUUCGUAGGAACGCCUUACUUUGGCUACAUCUACGAAGUCUCCGUUCCUGGCUCAGAGAUAUUCACAGUGUACGCCAGGGACGGAGACCAAGGCAAUCCCAGCCCCAUUUAUUAUUCCAUCAUUGACGGAAGUGAUGGUGUCUUCGACAUCAACAGUACCAGUGGAUGCAUCACCUUGACAACACAACCCUCCCUGCUCAAAAACGAACUCUACGAGAUUAAAGUCAAGGCAUCUGAGGUGGGAGCGGACGAUCUGCUGCAGGACUACGACAUUGCCGUGGUGAUGGUGCGAGUGGUGGAUCUCAACAACCACCCGCCCACCUUUUACGGCGAGAACGGACCACAAAGCAAGUUCGAAGUCACCAUGUACGAGCACCCUCCUUCCGGGGAGAUCUUGCGCGGAUUCAAGAUCACCGUCAACGAUUCUGAUCAGGGAGCAAACGCCAAGUUCAAACUGAGGCUGGUGGGGCCGAAUCGAGUUCUUAGAGUGGUCCCACAGACGGUUCUGAAUGAGGCCCAAGUGACCAUCAUCGUGGAGGACACAUCUGGCAUCGACUACGAGAAGGGACCAACCCUUUCGUUUAAGCUGUUGGCAGUGGAGCUCGACACUCCUGAGCGCUUCAGUGCAACGGCGGACAUCGUGAUCAACCUCCUGGACACGAACGACAACACUCCCAAAUUCACGUCGGAGUAUUACAUAGCCAGGGUCGCCGAGAACUCGCCCGGGGGCACCAGUGUUUCCACUGUUGCAGCGAACGAUCCCGAUUCAGGACCCUGGGGUGAAGUCAAAUACACCAUUUAUGGAUCAGGAUCAGAUCUGUUUUCCAUCCACCCGUCGACGGGCCUCAUCUCCACGCAGUCGUGGACCACGCUGGAUGCGGAGGUGCGCUCCAAGUUCAACUUCUACGUGAAGGCGGAGGACUCGGAGGGAAAAUACAGCCUGGCCGAGGUCUUUGUCACCGUGCUGGACAUGAACGACCACUCGCCCGAAUUUGACAACCCGCUGCUGGAGAAGACCAUGGUCAUCGGAAGCCCAGUCAAAGUGGAGGCAGUGGACGACGAUGCAGAGUCCCCCAACAACGUGGUGGAAUACUGCAUCAUGACGGCAGAUCCCGACAACGCGUUCGACAUCGACGCCGAGACGGGCGAGAUCCAGCUGAAGCCGUACAUCAAGUCCAUGGAGAUCGUGCACAACAUCACCGUGCAGAAGGACUGCAAGUGGUCACUGGUGGUGCAGGCGCGAGACCAAGGCUCUCCGUCUUUCAGCACCACCGCCGUGGUCAACAUCGACAUCACCGAGGAGAUCAAGGGACGCGUUGUUUCGUACUUCCUGGGCCUCAGCAAGCGGCCGCUGACAGUUUUCGCAAUUUGUUUCAGCCUUGUCAUCACCCUCAUUUUUCUAACCGUCUGCAUAUCCACAAUCCUGUACUGUAGCGCAGUGAAAAAGUCCAGAAUCAACCCAGAGAGUAACUAUAUCAAAGUGGUCCGCAGACCCAAGUGAGGGAAGGGAUACCUCCAUGUCACGUUGUGUUUGUCUCUUGGCUAGGUUUGUCAAAGAGUACAAGAGCAUGUUAAAAAGAUCUUCUGUUUUUCUAUACCGCUCAUCCUCAUUAGGUUCGCGGCUGAACAGGAACAUAUACCAGCCGACUUCAGGCGAGAGGCGGGGUAAACCACGGGCUGGUCGGCAGCCAAUCGCAGGGCACAUGAGGAGGAAAAAAAAAAAAAACAUUCAUACUCGCGUUCACACUGUGGGACAAUUUAGAGUCUUCAGUUAGUCUAACGUGAAAUGUGGGUCAUCGUGGGGGUUUUCCACACCAAGACAGCAAGGCCCUCUUAAGCGGUCACACCAGGCCGAAGUCCCGGGUCCACAUGCUAGCAGUCAAGUUGGACUUCUUUCCCCCCUCCCUUCUUUUCCCCUCCUGGCGCUUGCACCUUUCUCACCGUGACGUGCGCACACUCACGGCUGACAACGAGGCACUCUAAAGGGGCCACGCCAGUGAACUACCUGAAGGAAAAAUGCAUUUCGAAGUGUAUAGCUAGCGAGCUAACUGCAAGCCUAUAUGGCCACAAUUCAGUCCUAAAUAGUUCUCAGUUUUUGUACUUUUCAGCAAUUGCCUUCACAAACAUGUACAGUAUUUUGUAUUUCGAAACAAAUCUCCGAAUUUACUUCAUAGGGUCUUUAAAUAUAACUAAAACAAAAUAGCUAGUUGGAGAAACAAUGUAUUGUUUUCUUUGUUGUUUUUAUAAAUCAUGUCACAUGGCCAAAAUUUGUGGGGGACAAUUGUUUGUGCCACUAAGCAAAGUUCAAAAAACCAAAAAGAAUUAUGUAGCUACCACGCACACUGUCAGUACCUUGGCAACAAGGGGAUGACAUAAACCUGUGCCGUGUCACAGCACUGAAUGGACCACAGCGUUAGCGUGGGCUUUGUGCAAAUUCCAUUCCGACUAAAUUGCAACCCUUUUUUUUAUUAUUAUUAUUUUUUUUUUUUUAUAUAACCACCACAGAACAAAUCUGUUGCCAAAGCCACAAACAUUUAACCUUUUCCUUUUGGACGCGCUCAUUUCUUCAAGUUUUUUUUUUUUUUUUUUUACACAAACAUGCUCUUGUACUCCGAUUGGCUCUUGUGACGUGUCGUCCCUCAUCAGCUACAUGCCAAAGUCAAAUCCACCAAGCUCAACGCACUGCCAGACGCACUCCCAAACACUUGUGCAGUGUGUAGCAUGCAGGGGUGUCGAACUCUCAAAUUGUUGUUCAGGGGCAACAUACAGUCUAACUUUUUGUCAAGUGGGCCGGGCCAGUAAAAUCAUAGCAAAAUUUAUAUAAAUAAAAAGUUUUCCCCUUUGGUUUAUUGCAAAAACAACACCAGUACAUUAGGAAUAUUUAUAUUUAAUGAACUAAAGAUUUGCAGUAGUUUAUCAUCUAUAUGUUUACAACAGAACUGAUCACAGUCAUCGUGUAUAAAGGCACAAAACUAAGUAUUUUGAGCUGAAAUAUCUCGGAUUGCACUGUAAAAUUAGAUGAACAUACAAAGAUGAUUUUCACUCCAUUUUCUACACGAGCAUACAUUUUCUCACAAUUCUCACGCCCCACCUCGUCAUGUAUUUUGGCACUUUCCAAUUCAGAUUGAAGCCCCUCGAGGGCUUGUUUGGCACGUGGGUCUUAUGUUUGACACCCCUGGUAUAAAGAAAACAGUGCCUGUAGUGUGUAGCGUAGUUGUUGUUUGGGCUUCUUCUGCCAGUGCUUUCCUCAUCCAUUGAUCACGCUUACACGCUUGAAAUGACGCUUGGAUGAUUCCACUUCUAUUUGUGCUCUUUUGCAGACUCCUCUCAAGGGGCCUAUGGCGGCCUUUUUAAUGAAAAGUAGGGACAAUCCAAUGAAAGCUAUAGGAAUGCUUACUUUGAUUAUUAGCCUGUUGGUAGGAGCGACCGUUCUCAUCUCCACGGCCAUGUACAUGCGCAACGC